Cuscuta epithymum is the source of this 3279-nucleotide messenger RNA. Lineage: Eukaryota; Viridiplantae; Streptophyta; Magnoliopsida; Solanales; Convolvulaceae. The record is from the annotation of a GenBank genome assembly.
UAGCAGCGGCCCAACCAGGUCCUAUUUGUGAAGCGUCUUCUUGCCUCAUCGAUCAAUCCGCGUGACUACGUAAGUCGUAACGUGAGCGGGGAGACGCAGAGCCGGAGAAGGAAGAGCGGAAUGAUUUGAACAGACUAGGGAGAAUGAAGGUAUGUCGGUAUUAACUAUUAAGUUCAAAUAAUUCGAAUAUCCGACAUUCCAAUUCCAUCCAAACUCCACUCUUCUGAUUUCAAUGAUUUUGCUUCAAUUGAUCAAUUCUUCUUCUGCUCUACCUAGUUCCGAGUGCCGACCUGCAAGCCUUCAACCAUUUUUUAUUUUUUUAGAAACGCAAUGGCAGUAGCAGCUCAGCAGAACUCUUCUUACACUAACAGUUUUUUAAUUUUACCAAACAGUUAUUUACAAAAGGUAAACAUUACCGGCAGAUUACCAAACAAAACAUUUUUAUUCAAUUGUAAUUAGAAAUUUAGAACGUGAUUAAUUAAAAAAGAAAAAUCCAAUUCCUAAAUCCUAAAUCAACGAUAGCUGCAAGUCUGCGUGUCCCUGCUUAUCAUGCUCUUCUUCCAUUGGGAUUCAAAAUUUCACCCUUUACUGCCAUUUAGGGGGUUAUUAUCAUUAUUAGGGCUUUAGUCCAGCAAUUAGAAACCUGGACAGCAGCAGCAGCAGGCAGCGCAGGGCCCGGACGGGCAAACCGCUAGGCGGAUUGACGGAAUCGCUGAGGUGCAGAAGACAGCACUCAGUUCACUCAAUCACUCAGUUAAUAACUUCAGGUCUUGGUAGCAGGCACAGGCGCACAGCGAAAUGGUAGAGCAGCUCCAAUUUCAGGAUUAUACUUUCGGCUUUUGUGCAUUUGCCACUUUGAGUUUUAGUUACUUCUAAUACUCAGUCUCAAGAAAUAGUAAGUCGGCAGACCCGAUUCAGUAUUCCACCUAAGGAUUUUGCCGAUGCUCGGCAUUGGACUAUCGUGGCUGAUCUCCUUGUCGCCACCCAUAUGUAAUUGCCCAAAGACUGAAUCUUUGUUUCUCCUAUAAGGGAUUUGAGAAUUCACCCUAUUGUGACAGCCAUAUGUCUCAUUAGAUUGGGAAUUCUAGAGUUUUAUUGCACAAGUUUCAGUUGACUGAAUAUGGGAGGUUGUCGGGUCUGCAAGAAUUGUGGAGCUAGAGGGGAGUCCAUUGUUACAGAUUAUGAAACUGGCGAUAUAGUUUGCACAUCUUGUGAUGUUGUUCAAGACUUUGAGCAAUUUCAGGCCCAUAUUGGAGGCAUUAAUGGGCCUGCUGGGACUUAUGUUCGUGUUGGUACAACAGGCAUUGGAAACAAUUACAGUUACAGAGAGACCAAAAUUUACGAAGCAAAAAAGGUGAUUGAUGAUUUGAUUUACAAGUUUGGGCUUUCAGAAACCAAAACUAAUGAGGUUAACCUUAUGGUUAGGAAAAUCACUGAGGAGGAAUACGGCAAUGGGAGAUGGUUUUCCGUGUUGGUCGGUGCGUGCUCUUAUGUUGUCAUGAGGAGGGAUUCCAAGGUCUUGACAAUGGAGGAAGUCGGAAAAUCAGUCGGGUGUGACAUUUUCGAGAUGGGUAGGAUGGUUAAACGCGUGGUUGACUUUCUAGAUCUUGAAUUGCCCGAGUUCAACCUCGUCAAUUCCUUUGAACUUGCGAUUACCAAUUCUCCUAGCUUGACCGAGGUUUCUGAGGAUACGAUCUCAAGGAUGUUGAAGCAGGGGACAUUUUUGGUACAAUGUUUGAUCAAUUGGUCUGUGACAACUGGACGGCGACCAAUGCCUAUUGUUGCGGCGGUGUUGGUGUUCGUCUCAGAGCUAAACCAGACCCCGAUAAAAAUUGAUGAUGUGGCGAACGAGUUAGACGUGGUGCUCCAUACUUGUAAGUUACGGUAUAAAGAACUUCUGGAGAGGCUUGUUAAGGUUGCUAAAACGGCCUUGCCUUGGGGGAAGGAUGUGAAUAUGAAAAACAUAAUGACAAAUGCCCCAUCUGUGAUUCAAUACCUCGAGUUGAAGUCAAUGUCAAACCACAAUAAGGACGGAAAUCAUUCCAAAUGUGGAGAUGUUUAUGAUUUUAAUAACUUGCUUAAUGAUUGUUUAAGUGAAGAAAAAUUCUAUGGUUAUGACGAUAUUGCACCUGAAAAAGAUUCCCGGUAUUUUCAACCUGGAAAUGUUGAGAUUCAGGAAACAUCCCUCCUUUCUUCCGAGUCAUUGUCUAUAAUUCAUUCGGAACUAAAGAACGCGGUGUCUUCAGAACUUAAGAACAUGGUGUCUGUAGCUAUGGUGGGCCAACAUGCAAGUGGGGGGAAAAGGGCGAGAGAAUAUGGCAUUCUUACUUUAAGGGACUGGUGGAAGGGGGAGUCUGAACUUAGCAGAAAGCUCCAUCUAGAGAAAAUAUUGGAAAAGAACUUAGGAUUAGAUGCCACACCGCCUUCAUUUGAUAAGGGUUGUUUGGUGUAUGAAAGGAGAAAUGAGAAGAUAAAAGCUGCUAAGUUAAGGAUCCGUAGGACUAUGUAUGGUACUUCAAGGGCAGAUGAUCAAAAUGAUGUUUCUGAUUUAGUCAUUGGUAAAAAAGGGAAGAAGAGAAAGAGGGAAAUGGGAUCUGAUUUAGAUUGGGAAGAUUUCAUCAUUGAAACUCUUCUCCUUCAUAAGGUUAGAGAAGAAGAGAUAGAGACGGGGCAUUACAAAGCUUUGCUGGGAUUGCAUGUAUUCAAUGGUGCAAGCUGACGAUUUUAACUCAUCAUGUCCUAAUUAUUCUCGGGAGUAUGAUAAAGCAGGUGCCAUGAUGAGUGUUGAUGAGACUUUGAUGUGCUCUUUUUAUAUAUUAAAGCCUACUGAAAAGAAGCCAAAGUUUGGAUUUGGCAGCACAAUGAUGACUAAAUCAGGUUUCCUUACAAUGAAAACAAAGUCAUUUAUUGGUAGAGGCUGAUGGAAAUGUGGGCAGAUGGAUUCCAAGGGAUAAAGACCUACUCCUAUGGACAGAUAAACAUGUCUUUUUCCCAUAAGUGAUGUAAUGAAUUGUGUUUUAUUCUUGUGUCUGUACACAAGAAAUUGGAAAAACUAUUUCAUAAUUUAAUCUUACUAUAGAAAAAGUUUGUAGCAAUAACACUUGCAAGCCACUGUCUUAGUAUUGUUUUUUUAAUUGUGAGCCUUCUCAAGGGUGGAUCCGGUUAGACAACUAAAGUGAACUGGUCAGUGCUUGCCUUUGAAGUCAGAAUGGCUUUCUGGUUUUAAAUCUGAAUAUUUAUCAGAAUAAACUUGUUCUGGUUCCUCCUACUUGAAAACGG